GCGGCGGCCAAGGCGGCGGCAAAAGCGGGACCGUGGGGGAGCCGUGAGGUGCCGAGCGCAGGGGAGGAGCAACGGCAGAACAACAGCAGGAGCGGGGGCUCGGAGCGGGCAGCUAUGCGGCUCCGCCACCGCCCGGCCUCGCCAUUUCCGCCUCCCGCCGGGCACCGGUGACCGUCACACCUCCCCCGCCCCGGCAGUAUGAGACCCGCUGCGCUGUCCAGCCGGCGCUGCGCUCUGGAGAAUUACUGAAGUUUGGAUUGCUAUCUUGAUACUAUAAACCUGCAAUAAGUGGCUAUGUCAAGGGUUCCCACCCCACCUCCUCCUGGGGAGAUGUCCAGUGGACCUGUGGCUGAAAGCUGGUGUUACACACAGGUUAAAGUGGUAAAAUUUUCCUAUAUGUGGACCAUUAGUAACUUCAGUUUUUGCCGAGAAGAAAUGGGUGAAGUUUUAAAGAGUUCUACCUUCUCAUCAGGGCCAAAUGACAAAAUGAAAUGGUGCCUGAGAGUGAACCCAAAGGGAUUAGAUGAUGAAAGCAAAGACUACCUAUCAUUAUACUUGCUUUUAGUUAGUUGUCCAAAAAGUGAAGUGAGAGCAAAAUUCAAAUUUUCCCUGCUGAAUGCUAAAAGAGAAGAAACAAAAGCAAUGGAGAGCCAAAGAGCAUAUCGAUUCGUUCAAGGCAAGGACUGGGGCUUCAAGAAGUUCAUCCGCAGAGACUUUCUACUGGAUGAAGCUAACGGUCUUCUCCCAGAUGACAAGCUUACAUUAUUUUGUGAGGUAAGCGUGGUCCAAGACUCAGUAAAUAUAUCAGGACAGUCUAAUACAAACACUUUGAAGGUACCUGAAUGUCGACUAGCAGAAGAUUUAGGGAAUCUCUGGGAAACAACAAGAUUUACAGAUUGCAGUUUUUAUGUAGGAGGACAAGAAUUCAAAGCUCAUAAAUCUGUCCUUGCAGCACGGUCACCAGUUUUUAAUGCAAUGUUUGAGCAUGAAAUGGAAGAAAGCAAAAAGAAUCGUGUAGAAAUUAAUGAUGUAGACCCCGAAGUUUUUAAAGAAAUGAUGAGAUUCAUUUACACAGGAAAAGCACCAAACCUUGAAAGCAUGGCUGACAAUUUGUUGGCAGCUGCUGACAAAUAUGCACUGGAACGGCUGAAGGUGAUGUGUGAGGAAGCACUCUGUAGUAACCUGUCGGUAGAAAAUGUUGCUGACAUUCUUAUCCUCGCAGAUUUGCACAGCGCUGAACAGCUAAAAGCACAAGCAAUAGACUUUAUUAACAGGUGCAGCGUUCUUAGACAACUUGGGUGUAAAGAUGGGAAAAACUGGAAUAGCAACCAAGCGACAGACAUAAUGGAAACAGCGGGCUGGAAGGCCAUGAUCCACUCCCACCCUCACUUAGUAGCAGAGGCCUUUCGCGCACUAGCGUCUGCACAGUGUCCACAGUUUGGCAUUCCACGCAAACGGCUAAAACAGUCCUGAAAUCUUCCAUGAACUGUAGAGAAACCAAACGGACUCUGCUCCUCCGUGGCCAGAGGUGUGCUCACAAACCAUAACAAGAGUUUCUGUUAUCCUUGUCCACAGAACAGAAGCUGAAAAAGCCUGUUGUUUGCUUUUCAGAUGGAUAAUUUAUGGUUUAAUCCUCAGCUUUAAAUUAGACUGAUUACUCGAAUUCACUGAAAGGCCUUAAAUUAUCUCCAGUGACUCUCUAGUCCGUAUAGUUUAAUGUAUCUUGAUUUUUUUAAUUGUUUUUUUAAUGUGCCUUGUCUUUUUGACUGGGCUCUGCAGGAUUGCACUAGCUCCAUAAUGCAGUAAAGUUGAUAACUGAAGAUGUAAUUUUUGAAAGGGAUCUUCCAUUAUUUUCAGAAAAAAAAAAAGAGUAUAGUUUGGUCCUGUGCUAACUGGAAGGUUCAACUAGCCUCUCGUCCAAGCGCUAGAGCCAGGGGCAUGUCACGUAGCCCAGAGGAGUGCUCACUACAGGGAGAGCCUGUUUACCUCCAGCGAACGCCCACAGGCUAUUUAUGGCAAUAUACUGCUUUGAACAUAAUUUAUUUUUCAUUGUGGGGGCAAAUAUGCAAUGGUUUGGCCCAAAAAUGUAUUUUCAUUACGGUUUGUAAUGCUUCUUGUGUGUGUGUCCGAGCUGUCCAGACGGUGAAAUGCAGCACGGAAUAACCUCGUGCUUGUGUUUCUUGAUGGUCCAUCCUUAGUUUACAUUGAAUGCAGAGCUGCAGGAGGUGAGGAGUUCAUUGUGAACACAGAACAGUAUUCGAUGUGCAAACAGCUGUCCCCAGGUGUGGUUGCCUAGAGAAGCAGAGGCUGCAGAGAAUGACCAAAUGUAAAUUGAAGAAAUGGGCCAAAUGGAUUCCAAAUAUGCACUUUGAACGUGUAACUUUUGUAUGUUGUGUGGUACACAUCUAUUUUGCUGUUCAUGAAUUAAUGAGGUACAGGUGACUGUGGCUUAACUUAGAUACAUUUUCAAAUGCCCACAGCCACGUGGGAUUUAGUUUUGUGAGCAAAGAAAGGCGUGUCUUGUUAAAGCUCAGUCCAUGGUGCCUAUUGCAAGCUUCCCUGUUCCAGUAACAGAUUUUUCGCUUGUUUGACAAAGCUGUGGGAAUGCUGAAAUUGUGAGGGGAUUCUUCCCAUCUUGAUGACUGUGCACAGCUUCCAUUAGCACCUAUGGGGGUUACAUGUACAUCUUGAGGAAUCUUCAUAUGGUGUUUGCAGGCAGAGGCUUGCUCAGCCUUGCAUUUCAGUCCUUGUGCUGACAUUGUGGAUGGUGUGGAAAUUCUGCAUAAUGUGAACAGGAUGAAACCUUUGUAAACUGCUUGUCAAGAGCCAGUUCUUUAUUGUAUGAACCUUAGCUUUAAUGUCAACGUCCUCCGUGUUUGAUAGCUUUGUUUACAACUGGGAGGGCAAGUCUGCAGUAGUGCAUACUCUAAGUGUUUCCUGCAUUGAGUUUGCUGUGACAGUAUGCUAACAGUUGUGUCUUGGGGAGUGGGAGGAGAUCUCACCUAAUGUAGAAACACACUUGCAGAAGGGUUUUAGUUUGCCUAUUAAGAAUCAAGUUGUGCAGGGAGAAGAGAGGAAGAGUUUCAGAUGGCUUAUGAUCUGAAAAUCUCUCUCCAUCCCUGUGCAAUUAAUAUUCAUCCAAAUUACUCUGGAUGAAAUUUUUAGAGGAAGUUUUGUACUUUGGCAUCUGGGAAACCAUGAGCAAAAGGAAGCUGGGAGAAACACCUAGUCCAGUUCUGGAGAAGAGAAUACCCUCUAAACCUGCAUUUUCUUCUCACCUUCUGACUAAAUCUUUAUGAUGGGUCAAGAAUAAAAUGGAAAACUUGACUGGUACAUGAGACAGCUUAAGUGAGCUAUUUACAGAGAGCCUUUCAUCAGUUUUUCACUACUUAUGUAAAGUGAGGUCUCAUAAGCAUCGUUCCCAACAAACGGCUGUGCGUUUGCUGCACUAAUGCGUUAGGGCUGUCUCUUGUGCUCGUCACUGGGAAAACUUGCAGCUCUGACAUGCAAAGUGACUUGAAUAUUUCAUGCUGUAGUCCAGUCCAGCUGAUUCUACAGUAACAACGUACAGGAAUCAAAUAAAAAGCUAAGGACCUUUAUGAAAACCUUGAGAUUUUAGAAGCGUCAUAUGCAUUUUGCACCAAAAACUGUCAGACACUGUGCCGUAAUGUUCUCUAGAUCCUAGUGUCCAUUUCUCCAGGCAGGCAGUGUGCCACACAUGGACAGAAAACAAAGCUGCCAGGAGAACUGAUCUGUGCAGAUCUGGGACUAUUUAUCUGUGUUUUCAAAUUUUGUCAGCUCUUAAGAAAAAGGUAAGCCAGUUGCUGUAUUCUUAAGUGAGUGCACUCAUUACCCACCUCUUCAACAAACUACAUGCUGUGUUCUCACUGGAAUGGGAUAGCUGGGAGGGGAUUACAACCUUCUCCUUUGGGUGCAGCAGCUGGGCUUUAUUCCUCACAUCUCAAGAGCUUGCCCUUCAAAGCCUCAGUUGUCAAAGUGCAGCAGAUAGGAGAUGUAUCCGAUACAAUGGACAGUUGUUUCAGGCUGAAGUCUUAGAGGAUUUUUCUUAGUUUUCUAUACAGAUUAGGAAUAUAAUGUAUGAAGGUGCCAUGUUUUGGCUUGCCAACACUACUCCCUCAGAUAGAUGUGAACCACUGCUUGCAUACCUUUCUGGGGAGAGCCCUGCAUGUGUCCUGUGUGUGUGCGUGCGUGUGUGACUGUAUGAUGUUUUUGUCAGGAAUGACUUUCUAAAAUUAAGGACUCCAUGUGCUGUUAAAAUGCUGUUGUGUAUUCUAAAUAAUAUUUUUCUCCAUUUGAGCCUCUCCUAAGGAGAUGCUUUGGGUGGAAGACACUUCACUAAAGGAUAUGUAUUUCCUAGUCCAUUUACUGCAUGCAGAAAUACAAACACAUUGUGCCUUCCAGGAAACGCUCGUGGCAAAGGGCUGCUUUCACAGCAUACACGGUCCCUGAGGCUGGAGGAGAAUGCUCCUUGACACACACUGGAGAUGGGAAAGUUCAGCGCUGCAAUUCUGCGUGCUGGUUUUUGCUUCCUGAAUUGGGUUUCACUGAGGUAGUAAUUGCACACAAAGUGGAGCGUUCGGGCUGAGGGCUAAGCAGGGUGUGCGCUGUGUAGGAAUCUUGGCUGUCGCUUGGUGAGUGCAUGUCAGCACGUGAUGGGCACGGACACAAAAGUACUCUCCUAAGUGGCUCUAGUUGGGUAUUUUUCUAAAUGUAGAGCAUUUAGUACAAAAUUCACCUUUGUGCAGGAGGUGAGUAGGAGGCCUAGGUGGAGAUUGUCCCUUUUAAACCCUCACGGCAAGGCUUCUCCCUUGGGAGAGUAAAACCGUGUGCAGUGUUGGAAACUCUUUCACAGAGCAGCGGAUUGCAAAUGUGAGGCAUUGCCUGCUGAAACACCGCUGAGUUCUGCUGAAUCUUGCAGUGGGUUAGAAUUCCUAAACUCAAGUGGUUGGGUUUUUUUAACUGACAAAUGGAAGGUUAACUGCCCCUUGUCUGGUGUUAGCAUGUUUAGCUAGCAAGACCCUGACUUAAUCUCACAACCUGGUUUCUGCCUACAGUAAAUGGACUGUGUCUGUCAAGGGAGUUCACGAUCUCAAGGGUUUGGUAAGGAAUUCACCAUCUUUGUAACCUGGUUUUUGAAGGCUUCUGAUCAAUGAGUCCUAUUUUAGAAUUUAAACCAGUGAAAUGAAUUAGACCUGUUUGGGGGUGGAAGUGAUGAAGAGAAUCCAGCUAUGUAAACAGUUGUAUCCAACCAUCCAGCCUUUUUUUAUCAGCUGCUGUUAAUGGUGAAAUACUUUUUGUACCUUGUUGCUGAAAAUAUUUUUGCAUUUCAGCACAUCAAGCUACAAUAAAGUUGUUAAUUAAACAGAA
Pogoniulus pusillus (Red-fronted tinkerbird) is the source of this 5388-nucleotide messenger RNA. It is a transcript of the gene SPOPL, whose product is annotated as speckle type BTB/POZ protein like. NCBI's taxonomy places the organism in Eukaryota, Metazoa, Chordata, Aves, Piciformes, Lybiidae. The transcript is spliced from 11 exons. The coding region runs from base 295 to 1473 and encodes 392 amino acids. Gene Ontology annotation, cellular component: cytoplasm; nucleus. Gene Ontology annotation, biological process: proteasome-mediated ubiquitin-dependent protein catabolic process; regulation of proteolysis. The record is from RefSeq and is a predicted model, not a curated record. Gene Ontology annotation, molecular function: ubiquitin protein ligase binding.